AUGUUUUUUACUACACAGCGUAAGAGGUUAAGACCAAAUGCUGAACCCACAUUAUUUGGUGAUAUACCGUUCAAGUGGGUAAAAUUCCGGUCUGGCUAUUUAUACCAACCUAAGCAUCCAUAUUAUGACGACGAUGAUGUUUGUAUCGGUGUAAUGGAUGUAAUUUGUCAAUAUUGCAAUGCAAUGAAAUUCAAAGGAGAAUCUGCUGAUAUGUGUUGUUCAAAUGGAACUGUUCGUAUUCCUAAUAUCGAUAAACCACCAGAACCAAUGAAAACUCUUUUGGAAAGUUCAACAAGUAUUUCAGAACACUUUUUAGAAAAUAUUAAUAAAUAUAACAAUGCAUUUCAUAUGACCUCAUUUGGAGUAGCAGAAACUAUUGUCGAAAAUUAUAUGCCUACAUUUAAAAUAAGAGGUUAA
Messenger RNA from Macrosiphum euphorbiae (potato aphid), 417 nucleotides. The record is from the annotation of a GenBank genome assembly. Lineage: Eukaryota; Metazoa; Arthropoda; Insecta; Hemiptera; Aphididae.